AUGCCGGCAAAACGUUUUGGAAUGUACAAAUUUGACUGCCUGACGCUGGGACCGAGGACUUCGGACAAGGUCUAUACAAUCUCUGGGGAGCAGUUACAACUCUCCAAGGUUGCGCACGGCCAUCCUCCACCACCUCCUCCCCCUCCAGCCCUAAAUCCUGCCACCACUUCUACGGAACGAUCGACCAUUGUAAAUGCCUCUGAUGAAGCUUCUGACGAAGAAGUUCGUGCCUCUGAUACAGGUUUGAAGCAAUUCGAGGGCUCUGAGGUUGGCUUGACCGAUGGAGAUAUCGGGCUUGAGCCAGACAACCGAUGGCACUCCUCUUCAAAUGUGUAUAUGCUUUUCUAUCAGCGUGAGGAUGUCUUUAGGUCAGAUUUCGCCUCGGAGGCUGUACCUAUUCCAGUUCACUUGAGGGAACUCGUAGAGUCUUCCAAUCUAUUGCAUGCCAAAGAAAAAAGCGAAGAACUCGAAGCCAAACGCCGUGAGAUUGCCUUAAAGCGUGAGCAAGCCCUCCGUUCAACCAGUAUCCUGCGUUCCCUUGUGGUUGAUCCAAGUUCUGCUGUUGCUACCGGCCCUACUAUCCCUAUUGAUUCCAUCUAUUCUAUUAGUGGUCCAUCCACUCUGAGCCAACUUUUGUUAGUGCCGACCGCCUGGCUAACUGAGUGGCUCCAUCGGCCUGAGCUUCCACCAUCACAACUACUCGGUUCUACCUCUGAAGCGCCUUAUUCCACCUCGGACUCUUCUUCCUGUUCACUUACUUCAGAUUUUACUGGAGCCCAUACAACAGUCUCAUCUGGAAGCCGUAAACAGCCAGACCGCAUAGCUCCCCGCCGAACUGAUCCUGAUUUACGAAUCUCGCCGCCUUCUCUUCAGCCCAUAACUCGACUUCGUAUUCUACCCUGCAAUUCAGCUGGUAGCCAGCUUGUCUGUCCACACGGUUGCAUCAGCAUCAACCUUGCGGCUGCAGCCGUCCGUGCUGUCUCUGCUAGUGGAAUAGUAUCUACUGCAUUCGAGGCCUUGUGUAUUGCACGAGACGAGAAAUCUUGUGCGGAAACGGUUACAAAUCUUGUAGAAAAGGCGGAUAGCUCUGAAGCCAGUCUCCCGGAGAAGUAA
Messenger RNA from Protopolystoma xenopodis, 1113 nucleotides. Lineage: Eukaryota; Metazoa; Platyhelminthes; Monogenea; Polystomatidea; Polystomatidae. The record is from the annotation of a GenBank genome assembly.